AUGUCGGCCUUCGCAUCGAGAUACGCCAUUCCUCUGGGCAUUGCCCUCAUGGGCGCCCAGGCGAGCCUUGUCAGCGUGUACGGAGGGCAGCGGGCGAUCAUCUUUGACCGAUUCCAGGGUGUCAAGCCAGAGGCACUUGGUGAAGGGAUUCACGUCGUCAUUCCCUGGCUGCAGCGUGCGAUCCUGUACGACGUCCGCAUCAAGCCCCGCAACAUCAGCACCACCACCGGGUCAAAGGACCUGCAGAUGGUCACGCUGACGCUCCGUGUCAUGUCCCGCCCCGACGUCCGCUUCCUCUCGCGCAUCUACCAGAGCCUCGGUCUCGACUACGACGAGCGAGUGCUGCCGUCGAUUGGAAACGAGGUGCUCAAGUCCAUCGUGGCGCAAUUCGACGCCGCCGAGCUCAUCACCCAGCGAGAGGUCGUGAGCUCGCGCAUCAGAGAGGACCUCCUCAAGCGCGCCAAGGAGUUCAACAUUGUCUUGGAGGACGUCUCGAUUACGCAUCUCGUCUUCGGACAGGAAUUCACAAAGGCCGUCGAGCAGAAGCAGAUUGCGCAGCAAAAUGCAGAGAGGCAAAAGUUCGUCGUCGAGCAGGCCGAGCAGGAGAGGCAAGCGUCCGUCAUCCGUGCAGAGGGAGAGGCAGAGGCGGCUCAGACGAUCUCGCGGGCACUGGAGAAGUCGGGCGAUGGACUGCUCACAAUCCGAAGAAUCGAAGCGAGCAGGGAGAUUGCAGCGACACUGGCCGCUGCGAGAAACGUCACCUACCUUCCUUCGAGCAACGGGAACAUGCUGUGA
This is a messenger RNA of Acaromyces ingoldii, 795 nucleotides long. RefSeq names its product putative prohibitin PHB1. Gene Ontology annotation, cellular component: membrane; mitochondrion. NCBI's taxonomy places the organism in Eukaryota, Fungi, Basidiomycota, Exobasidiomycetes, Exobasidiales, Cryptobasidiaceae. The coding region runs from base 1 to 795 and encodes 264 amino acids. The record is from RefSeq and is a predicted model, not a curated record. Gene Ontology annotation, biological process: mitochondrion organization. The transcript is spliced from 3 exons.